Messenger RNA from Gasterosteus aculeatus aculeatus (three-spined stickleback), 1017 nucleotides. It is a transcript of the gene atp5pb, whose product is annotated as ATP synthase peripheral stalk-membrane subunit b. Gene Ontology annotation, molecular function: proton-transporting ATP synthase activity, rotational mechanism. NCBI's taxonomy places the organism in Eukaryota, Metazoa, Chordata, Actinopteri, Perciformes, Gasterosteidae. The record is from RefSeq and is a predicted model, not a curated record. Gene Ontology annotation, biological process: proton motive force-driven ATP synthesis.
CACGAGGUUAUCGUGUGUUUCCGCCAUCCUUGUGGCUCUUUGCAGAAGGGCACGAAGAGGCCGAAACAAGGGUGCCCCGCAUAGCAAGAAGCUCUUCAUCCUCCAAACAUGCUGUCAAGACUCGUGGUUGUGUCAGCUCAUGGCCUGAAAAGCAGCAGUCCCCUUGGAGCUGGUCUGGUCCAGGCUUCUCGCUCCCUGCACACAUCGUCCCAGAGUCGGGCCCCAUUGCCCCCUCUGCCAGAGAAGGGAGGCCAAGUCCGCCAUGGCAUUUUCCCUGAGGAGAUUUUCCAGCUCCUCUAUCCCAAAACUGGAGUUACAGGACCGUACAUGCUGGGCACUGGCCUCCUCAUGUACAUGCUGUCCAAGGAAAUCUACGUCAUCAACCAUGAGACCUUUGCUGCUGCUUCCAUCGGCGCUGUCAUCAUUUACGGUGUCAAGAAAUUUGGCCCAAGUGUUGCAGCUUUUGCUGACAAACUGAACGACGACAAAGUGGCUAAGGCUCAAGAGGUGAAGGAUGUGUCCCUUACCAGCUUGGCUCAGGCUAUUGAGGAUGAGAAGAAGGAACAGUGGAGAGUGGAGGGAAGAGCAAUGCUCUUUGAUGCUAAAAGGAACAAUGUGGCCAUGCAGUUGGAGACCAACUACAGAGAGAGGCUACACAUGGUGACCAACGAGGUGAAGAGGCGCCUGGACUACCAGGUCGCGCUGCAGAAUCUCCACAUCCAGAUGGAGAAGGAGCACAUGGUCAAAUGGGUGGAGAAGAGCGUCAUCGGCAGCAUCACUCCUCAGCAGGAGAAAGAGAGCAUCGCCAAGUGCAUCACAGACCUGAAGGCUCUGGCCAGGGCCACUCAGACCAGCGCUACGGCCUAACCGCCAAGUCUUCAAAGAAGACUUCUCUAUGUCCCAAGACGAGGCGCUCACUUCUCUACAGAAUAAUCUAUUUGUCUCUGUCAAUAUGUUAAGGGUGUGUACAGUACUGACACGUCAGCUGAUGGUAAAAUAAAUGGUUCUCUUAUUCAA